Molecule: messenger RNA, 2594 nt
Organism: Schizophyllum commune H4-8
Lineage: Eukaryota; Fungi; Basidiomycota; Agaricomycetes; Agaricales; Schizophyllaceae
Exons: 8
Coding region: 443-2365 (640 amino acids)
Biological process (GO): nucleotide catabolic process
Cellular component (GO): cytosol
Molecular function (GO): hydrolase activity
Source: RefSeq, a predicted model, not a curated record
CCCGCACUCAUCUCGCAAGUCCGGAUGUCACGUCGGUGCAAGUCCUCGGGCGCUCGUACUUCAUGUGUCCGACCUUGCCCAUUUCCCUCUGUAUCCUGUUUACGAAGUCGGACACAAACACCUCCCGAACCUCCCGAAAUACACUGAGGUCGGUUCAGGCCUCUCCCCGACAACUCCACCCAUGCAACCCAUGCUCCUCUCCACCUUCGAUCUAGCUUCUCCCUUCGUUCCGCGUCGCCCUCACCUUCGCGCAAGGUACCACCUGCCAAAGCCUACGAUCCGAGGACGCACGUUAUCCUCCGAGGAGAGCAUGCGGUCACCUGCGCGAUAAGGUGCUAAUCAUCCACCAAACGCGUCGCGCAUCGCGUCCGCCUUAUGACCUCGCGGGGCAUAUAUAUAAGGACCUGUAUGGGGUGGAGGGUCGCUGCUUCCCCUGCCCGACAUGGUCUCUGCGUGGCUAGCUCUCACAGUCGCGGUGUUUGCCCGGGGCGCGCUGGGGUGCGGCGAGGGGCAUGACCAUGAACACACACGGCGCGCGUACCCGACGACGAAGCUGCGGCCUCCGUCGCGUCCUCUGGAAUGGGGCGACUUCAACGUCCUGCACACGACGGACACGCACGGAUGGCUCCUGGGCCACCAGAAGGAGAGCUGGCCUGAACCGAACUACAGUGGAGACCUGGGCGACUUCGCGAGCUUCGUGGCGCACAUGAAGAAGAUUGCGGAGGAGAAGGAUGUGGAUCUGCUGCUCGUGGACUCGGGGGAUCUUCACGAUGGAACGGGCCUCAGCGACGGAUACCCACCAGGCAGCGUGGAUGCUCACGACACCAAUGAGUUCCUCAAGAAAAUUCCUUACGACGUCAUGGCGAUUGGGAAUCACGAACUGUACAUCUAUGAGAACACUCUCGACAUGUACAACAACUUCGCCCCCGACCUCAACGGCCGCUACUUGUCCAGCAAUGCGAACAUCACGGUCCUUGGCGAGAACAACGAGACCAUCAACGUCCCAGUCGGAGAGCGCUUUACGAAGUUCACGACCCGCAAAGGGCGGAAGGUCACCUCUUUCGGUGUCCUUUUCGAUUUCACCGGCAACGACGACAACACGACCGUGCAAAAGGUCGAGGACAUGGUCAAGGAGAGCUGGUUCCUCGACGCCAUUCAGGAGGAGCCCGACGUGUUCUUGCUUGUCGGUCACAUGCCCGUGAGGGAGGACAACUGGCCCCUCGUAUUCGACGCUAUCCGUAAGGUCCAUCCCACCACGCCUGUCCUCAUCUUUGGUGGGCAUACGCACAUUCGCGAUUGUGUUCAGCUCGAUGGCCGGUCAAUGGCUCUGGAGAGCGGUCGCUACAUGGAAACGCUUGGCUGGAUGUCUGCGAACCUGAAUGGGAGCGACGACGGCAACAUCACCUUCAGCCGGCGCUACCUCGACCCCAACCGCGUCACGUACCAAUUCCACACCCUCACCUCGAACCACACCUUCGACACCGAGGAUGGCACGAACAUCACGCAAGGCCUGCUCGAUCUCGCUCAGCGUUUUGACCUCGACUACCUCUUCGGCACCGCGCCCAUGGACUACACCAUCAACCGCGUCCCCUACCCCUCCAACAACUCCUUCCCCUACCUCUAUAUCGCCGAAGCCACCCCAGCCGUCCUUAGCGCGAACAACACCGCGAACAGCUCCCGCCCCGCGCUCUUCCUCACGAACUCCGGCUCGCAGCGCUUUGACCUCUACAAGGGCCCCUUCACCAAGAACGACCAGCUGACGUCGAGCCCGUUUGUGGACAAGUGGCUGUAUAUGCCCGAGGUUGAGUACGGGGUGGCGAAGCAGGUGCUGGAUGCGAUGAAUAAUGAGGGGGCGGAUAAUAAGAGGCGGGGGUUGGACGAGAGGGAGUACGACCGCGCAACCUUUGGGCUGGGGAGGGAUACGGAGGUGGACAAGCGCUACAGGGCGUGGGUGCGGGAGAUGGAGGCACUGGUGCGGGAGGAGAGGGAGCGCGAGAUGCGGAGGGAGGUCGAGCAUCAUGGGCAUCAUGGUCAUGGUCAUGGUCACGCUGAGAAAAGCAUUGGCUAUGUGACGCGCGAUAACUGCCCCGGCACUGGCGACGACACCGAGCACGAGCCACUCGAGAGCUACGAGCUCCCGGACUUCAUCCAGUCCAAUGUCACCGUCAACGGCACCGCGUUCGAUGGCAUCUCCGACGACACACUCAUCGACUUCGUCUUCGUCGACUUCAUCGACGACCAGAUUGUGGACACGCUCAAUAGCAUCUCGGGCGAGGAGAAGUUCACCGUGGACGAUUUGGCGGUGUACAGCCCGGUGUUGACGAACGAGCUGCUGGGGAUUUACGCGCAGUUGGCGUGGAAUUAGGGUAGCCAAGUGCUUUGAACAUUGCAUGUGUCUGCGUUCCUUGUGACUUUAUAACUUCUGUUUCACGAGAUAUGAAUCUUCACGAGUCUGGACAGUCGACUGAAGGAAAGGGCAGGGCGUUAUUCGUCUUUUUUUUUUUUUCGUCUCUGCACUUUAUUCACGCAGCAGGUAUCUACAUAGUACCAAGACGCGCUAGCCCACCGGUGGGCACCUCCGCUUUAUGCUCCAU